AUGGAGAGAGUGAGGAGAGAAGAGAACAGACGAAGAAAAGCAAGACGAGUCAUAGCAGGAAGGGCUAUUCUGCCACCCACAUACAAUUGUUGCGUCGAGAGUGGAAGGUUCACAGUUGUCUCGAGAUUGGUCGGGUGUGAUUCGCGUGGGGUCACGUGCCUUGAUCACGUGAAAGAAUCGAAGAAGGUGGGCUACAAGCUUAACUUAUCUUACCGUGCAUGCAUGUCAACGGGAAACCCUUUUCAAUUGCAUCAGUUUGUGGAUGUCAGACCGAAUAUUAUUGGUGGUGAAAUAGAAAAUGGGGACGAAAAUAAUGGUUCUUCUGUUCGGAAACGGAAAAUUACUAAUUACAACACUGAUCGGUUGACACAUUUGAUGUAUGAACGAGCGCUGGAAGAAGUCAAUAAACUAGAGGGGAAGCGCCAACGUUUGGAAGUUGAGGGGAACAAACAACUAGCGACAAAAAAAGAGCAACAACUUCAGAAGAAAAAAAAUGUGGUGAGCGUUAGACCUUCGAUUAACUUCGUAACAUUAGUUGGUUACAAGCGUCUCCAGUAUGCUGGACCACACGAAUCGAGGACGAUCAUCAGUCGCUUGUACAAUUUCAACAAACUUAAAAAUAUCAGUGGAGGCUUUCGAUUAUAUCUUCGACUUAUGACAGAUGCUAUAUUAAAUGAGAUCUGUGACAAGAUCGAUGAUCAGAGCGACCGUUUCGAUAAAGCAAAAGACAUGGAUCUAUGUAUUUCGCAAGUUCUGCGUUAUGCAUGGUCUCAACUAAGUGAGAAAGAACGGUUGACAUAUGAAACUGUGGCACGGCGUGAAGUUCAGGAGAAGUACAAAGCCGAACUGGAUAAAAUGAAUGGUCGAAAUACUGGAUCAGAGAAAAGUAUGAGAGCAGCAAACAUGCAGUGGAUCCGUUCGUUACCAGCUAUGCCACUGACCGAAUUUAAGUUCAUGUCGGCAUGGGCCAAAAAGCAGAAAGAAAAUGAGCAUCAUCGUGUACAUUAUAAACGGGUCCGAUGUCCAUUUUGCAAAAACUUCAUCUUGAAAGACGACACUUUACAGAUGCAUAUUCUGUAUGGUCACCAUAAUAUGUUCGUGUAUGCAUGCCAUUACUGUUUCGAAGGAUUUACUUCUCUUGAACAGUUGAAAAAGCAUUGUUGUCGUGAAUUCACACAGUUCAUGCUACAAUUACUGAUCCAGGAGACAAAGUUGGAAAUGAUUUUUGCAAUGCACACGCUGAUUUGUGCUGAAUGCAAUCUGCAGGUGCCUUUGUCAUCUUUAAGUAAUUCAGCCAGUGAUAAAAAACACGUCAAACUGCAGCGUUUGUUGAGCUAUCACAAUACAGACAAAUUGGUAUCAUGUGUUACAUUAUUUGCUGUUCGGCCUUCUGAGGUGGAAUAUGUAACGAUGAAAGCUUGCACGAUGAAGUGUGGAAUACCACUGCAGUGUAAAUUUUGUUCACACAAAUUUAUUUCUGCGACGGAUAUCGAAAAACAUCAAUUAAGUGAACAUUCUGGGAAAGUGACUAAAUUGAAAUGUCCAAUGUGCCCGCGUUUCUACAUUACCGAUUGUUUUUUCAGGGACCACUUAUUAUCUCAUCUUGGUGAAGUGCAUUCAAUGACGGGCCUACUACAAAAGGCAACCUUUUGGCCGCCAGCUUUUUCUCAUGAAACGACUUUAAAAAUGGGGCCAUCACUGCAGAAAAUCAUUGGUUCUGAUAUGACAGAAUCAUCUCAAGUUGAAAAAUCCAAUGAUUUGUCCGAUGAUGAAGAUGAGUCAUAUGAGAAGUCGGUAUUGAACAGAAAAAAUAGAAGGAAUAACGAGCAAAAAAAGUCGAAAAAGAUGGGAACUGAUCAGGAUUUAUGUUAUUAUUGUAGACAUGUAAAACAGGUGGUGACUAGACCACUACAGUCUAGUCUUUGCCGAUGCAUAAAAUCGAAACAUGAACCAAAAUCAUUCGUAGCGCAGAAUUCUUUUAUGAAGUCACUUGUAGAAAAAUUCACUCGGGAAGGGCGGCUUUAUGUCGAUAUGAAGGAUUCCGUUUUGGAUAUAACGAUUGGCGCAAUUAUUGAUGAUAGUGUCUUCAUUUGUGUCAAAUGUAAGGGGCUUCAUCUUGGUGACCGAAACAUACUAAAACAUCUUCGGAUUUGUAUGCAGAAGGAUGUGGAAUCUCCGGAUCCCGAAAAGCAUUUUGAUCUUAUGGAUAGCAAAAUUGUUAUUCGGCUAACUCAUCCACAUUGUUCUCCAAAUGGUAGAAUUAAUUGUCCGGAAUGUGAAGUAACAUCCUGUUCAAUCGCUAGCUUACGACGGCACCUGGCUCUGGAUCACGGCAUUUUUUCAUAUUACAAUGUUCCAGAAAGUCACAGAGCUGUUGGCAUUAUGGAAUAUAUUCCAUUGAGAACUACCAACUAUGCAAAACUUGAUAUUGCUACAAGGAUAAAUCUAGAGCUGAAUUUGACACCAACAGGCGAUUUUAAACUGCGUCACGACAGAAGAUCGCAAUCGCCUCCUUUGACCAGUGGGAGCGAUUUAAGACUAGUUACUUCUGACAUCCAUGCAGCAGAAGAUCUCCAAGCAACUUCAAUGUCAGUUGAUACGCGAUCAACUUUAAUGCAGUCUGUCAUGGAGCCAGCACAAAGUUCAGCAGUGAUGGGAAAAUUUAUUUGUAUAAUCUGCUUUGCAACUAGUGAUUCAUCGCAGCAGUUGGCAAAUCAUUUCAUUCGUUCUCAUCUGUAUUUGUGUUCUGAAUGUGGAAGUGGUUUUAUUGAAAAGCAGUGUCUUUUGUCCCACUUGGCUGCUUGUCAGAAAUGGCCUCGAAAAUGUUCGGAUGGAGAAUUUUUUCCACGCUGUCCAAUUUGUAGUUUUCUUUUACUCACUCCCGAACGCUACUUCUAUCAUUUAGUAUACUCUCACAAAACAAGCGUGUGCAUCAAUCAAAAAAACCAACAGGUAAAUCCAAUGUUUAUUUGGAAGAAAUUGUCUUUAACGGAUGCCGCGAAGUUGAGGAAAACAAUGAUGGAUAAGUUGGCAAUUAAAACUCGUGCUAAUUUUAUAACGAAAAAUGUGUUGUAUUCAUCUAUUCUUCCGAACAAAAACACAAAUGGUGCGGAAUCUGUUAUUACCAAUAAAUUUUUAUGUACUCUUUGCGAAUUGGAUUUCCCAAAUCAAGUAGAAUGCGAUAUUCAUCUGCAAAAACAUCCGGAACAGUGGACCUGUUGUCCUGUUUGCAUGUACUUUCGCGAUCACUGUCCGAUCCAUACCAUCGGCGAACUUUUUGCGCAUCUAUUAUUUAAACAUACGGUUAAAUCACUUCAACCAAAAGGUGUAAAAAUAGUGUGCAGUUUGUGCCGGAGUUUAUCUUCCUGUCAGUCAACUACUCCGCUAUCAAUCAGGCGCUGCGAAGAGCAAAUGAUCCGCCAUAUUUUGUAUGCGUGUAAUGGUACCCAGGUAUGCUUCCUUUGCAACGAUGGCGCUGUGCAUUCACCUGAGAAACUGAAGAAGCAUCGCGUCAAUGAACAUCGUUUAGUUUUUGAAAGAUUUGGGUGUUCGGAAUGUUUUCGAAAAUUCCACACUUGUAGUGCAUUUAGGAAGCACUCUUGCAAUGUACUGUUAAAAUGUUCAUGUGGAAUUGGCACACUAUUCACAGCAGAAGAAUUCGAGAAGCAUUUCGAAAUCCACUUAAAUUCGAUGAAGGAUUUUUGUCUUCUCUGCAACAAGUACAUGUUUUCGAAGGAUCAGCUUUUUUCCCAUAUGAUGUCGCAUCGGAUUACCGUAAAUGGUAAAAGACAGUUGCUUCAGUUGAAUACGCUAGAAAGUGUGCUGCCGUUUCCUGCGCCGAAUACUGCUCUGCAGAGUAAUAUGAACAUAAAUAUUCCAUCGAAAGAACGUAGCGCUACUGCAUUUCCAUUUGGAAAAGUGAAGGUGAACAAUGACGACGAAAUCCAAUUUUUAGGACUCGAAUGUCUUACAAAUGAUGUAAAUAGCAGUGAAAAUAAAAAUCAGAAAAAACAAGGUGAUGAUAGCGAUGUGGUAUUAUUGACGGAAACUGUUCCAACUAACUUUAUGACCAAUAUUCGAUCAGAAAUCGGUGCUGCUAUCGAAACAGUACCUUCAUUUUGUACGCAUUCCGUGGGAAAUGCGCCGUCUGAAUCAACUGUCAAAUUUCCAGCGGAUGAAAUUGCAUCUGUUGAAUCUAGUUCAUUUGCUACGGUAUUUGAUGUUAAUGCUGCUAACACAGUAUGCAGCAUUAUAGAUGAGCAGAUUUCGGCAACUGCAAGUGAACAUUCAAUCAGCACUGUGGAAAAAGAGCUUACUUCUGCAAAAGCAUCAUCUGUUCGUAUAGCGAUUGAUGAUGAGGAUGAUAUAUUAAUCAUCGAUGAAUUAAAAAAUGAGAGCCUUGGUGACGAUAAAGAAGCUUUAAAAGAAGUAAAAAGGGCUGGCGACAAAAUUGGUGAUCCGGAGUUGGAGAUUAUUGAAAGCGCUGGAAGGUGCAUUGGGUCUCAUAAGAUUUCACAACGUGAAGCGAGGUUCUGCUGCAGUCAGUGCACCGAAAAGUUUCUUACGAAGGCUUCUUUGCUGAUACACAAAGAGACUCACAGAUAUGAUGCUGGUCAAACGAUCGCGGCGGUUUACGGAAUCCCUAUUGAAACAACUUUAUACUUAUGUCGUCUGUGUUGUUUGGCAUACGAAUCACAAGCAGUGUACCAGAUGCACAUGCGUUCUCAUGGCUUACUACAAAAUUGUGAACGGUGUUCUGUAGUAGCAUUUAACGAGGAACAGAUGAGGAAUCAUCAAGAUCAACACGUUCUCUCGGCUGGUAGACAACAAGCGGUUUAUGUUUGUUCGAAAUGUGUGACUACUUAUUCAACGGAUAAACGUUUGUAUCAUCACAUGUUUGUUUCCCAUGCACAGGCUAUACUUUAUUUCUGUAAGAACUGUGGGCUGGCAAACACUAAUGGACGUGUAGUCCAUGAACAUAUAGUACGAAGAGAAUGUUCUUGUCAGAAUUUAUCAUCAUUACCAGAAUUUAUGAUUAUGGGUUUUACGGCUGCAUGCAUAUUUCAUUACCAACCAACAAAUCCGGUCCAGUAUGAGAACAGAGUACGCAAUGGCGAACUCCUUGUAGUUAUUCCAUCAGAAUGCAUUCAUCGAUCAUUCUUGUCCCAUCCGAAUGAUGUCAUUAGCAUCACUUGUCCAACGUGUAAUUCACUGAUGAGUUUCCUGCGACUUCAAGCGGAAAAUCCGAUAUUCACUGGAAGCCUGCCGCGUACUCUCAAUCAUGCUGCGGAUGACAAUGAUGACAUGAUGUUGAUGCUAUCAAACAUUUGGAGAAUGGAAAAUAUCAGUCAGCAAGCUAGCACUUUGAACACACGAAACCCUCAGGCGCCCACUUUAGUCGAUUUUCCUAGUACAUCAUGCACAUUAUCGCAAGUUGCCGUACCGUCUGGUGACCCGACACAUGUUGUUCGGAAUGCUAUGCUCUUGCCAGUCUCUCUUUCUGGAGUUUGCAUUUCCCAAAAUCAGUCAAGAGGAGUGCCGAGUAACAUUGGUAUUAGGCAACCAUUAUCUCAAAUUUCAUGGGUUCCAGCUCGGGAAGCAUUGACAGCAGCUUCAGCCGCUGUUUUGUUCCCUUCAUCAUCAUUACAGACUACAGGUACAAAUUCUCAUCCGUGCAUCCCAGCAGUGGCUCCGUCCACAUCACAACCGUUUGUAUCAUCUAUCUCUACGCUAGCUGGUGCUGAUUCAUCAUCAUCGUCUUCGAAAAUACCACCUUAUUUACAGCCUUAUCGCGGUGUGCUCGAAGCAGUCGGUCUAACAGUUGUCACUCAAAUGGUUACGCGGGACUAUAUCGUGAAGAAUACUGAGGGUGGAUACUUCUGUACUAAAUCUGGAUGUGCCAAUGUGCAAAUCGAAAAGAUUACCAGUGGACGUGUGCAUAAUUUGCGCCAUAAUCCACAGAAUAUUUUUUUUUGUUUGGAAUGUGGCAAUGCAUUUCCAUUCGAAAAUCUCGUUGUGAAUCAUAUGGUUGAAUUCCACCAUCAAAAGCAGACGCCGUCACUAAACUUGCGCUGUUCGUUAUGUCCGAAAAUCCCUCCAUUCACGCAGAUAGAGCUUUUUAAGAAGCACAUGGCCGAGUCUACAGCGCACUCAACUGCUACUCAUUAUUUCAGUUUUAAGCAAAGAUGCAGACUACGGUUUCAUUCAAUAGAAGCACGCUUGCGACAUGACCACGAGCAUCGUGCAACGAAAAAUGCACCAUGUUGUUUUGUGUGCGGCACGAGCCGAAAUUGGUGGUCCAGCUCGGCACGAGCUGAUUUUCCGUAUAUUGAUCAUUCAUAUAUCCAUGCGUUUUCUCUUUGGGGUAUGUGUCGAGAAUGCGGUUUAUGUUAUCCAAACGAAUUGAAGAAUCAGCAGUAUUUUCAUCAUUUUGAAAAUCAGCAUACGAUCAAAGCAUUGAACACUUGGCAGUGUAAAAUAUGCAACAUAGAAAUUGACAACUGCAAUGUCCAUUUACAUGCACUGCAACGUCAUUUUGUUAUAGGUGUUAAAACAAAUCGACGAAAGCCUUAUGCCGUUGAAACGAGUGAUGCAAUAAUGCGUGCUUUUCUAGGCUAUCCAGUGCCAGAUAAUGCGAGGAUUUAA
This is a messenger RNA of Cercopithifilaria johnstoni, 6645 nucleotides long. NCBI's taxonomy places the organism in Eukaryota, Metazoa, Nematoda, Chromadorea, Rhabditida, Onchocercidae. The record is from the annotation of a GenBank genome assembly.